AAGACACAAAUCUCGUCCCGCUGACCAGUCCGCGAAUUGUCACCGCGACACGCACACGCUUACUCGUCGCUUCGAGUGAAAACUUUAGAAAUCGUGAAAAUGUUUAAACUAGUUUGUGUUUCAAUCGUAACGGUGUGCCUUCAGCUUACGAGCGGGGGAGUUAUGAAGCCUGAAGACUUAAUCAAAUACCCGGGGCCUAUAAAGGAUAGGCUCGGAGUCCCGGACGAGUGCAAGGACCAGAAUUUUUGCACAAUAAAGCCGCCGGACUACCCUCAAGAACAGUUUGACAAGAUGUUCAAGGGAACAAAGCUAGGAAAGCUUCCGAACCUGGUGUUGAACGUCAGCGUAGUAGAGUUCCCCAACAGACAGGGCGGGCCUGGCGAUGAGGACGAUUGCAGAACCACUGUCACGUACGAACCGUUAUACAAGGUCCGCACUAAACGCGGGGACUGGCGAACCGUCGUCCAGGCCGAGCAAGAAAACUACGUGCAGAAAGUGCGUUUGGAGACAUGCCUAAAACCUCAAAGCAAAUGCUUCACCAGCUUCGGUGAAAUCCCAGGCAUCGAGACCUACUGUCGCCAAAACUACAACGACUGGGAGUUAGUCGUGUCAGACGGGAAAGGGGGUACAGAAACCGUCACAACCAGCCUUCCAGUCUGCUGCUCUUGCCACUACAAGUCCGUGGACGUCGCCUCCAGGUUUGGGAAACCGAAAGAACAGAAAACACUGAUAGAAGGGACAAAAUCUUAAUUUCUGUGGUUUUAUUUUGACAUUGUUUAAUGUCAUUCGACCAUUUAACACGACUUGUUAGGGGAACCUCACAUAUGCUUACAUACAAUGAGGCAUGGCCAAUAGGUCAUUACAAAACAUAUGACUCGUCAUAAUACCAUGGCUUUAAUACUGUUUUUUUUUUCGUGUUAGAUGCGUAACGUUAUUUGUUAAUAACGUUAAAUAUUGAAAUAUUUUUGUGAGUCUACUAGUUGUUAUAAGUUGCUAUCUAACAUAGGAUUCAUCGUAUAAUACCUACGUUUGCCAUACACUAAAAUUCUAAUUUAAAGCUACAUGUGAUUGAAGUUUUUUUUUAAGUUUUCGCGUAUUUAUUUAAUACCUAAGUAUGUCAUAGUUUACUUUAGGGCACUGUUAUCAUGUUACCUACAUGUUAUCACAAACAAUUGACAUAAUAGAAGUGCAAAAUAUUGACUAAGUAUUGCCAUGAGAGUUGGUUCUAUAUGCACGAC
This is a messenger RNA of Cydia fagiglandana, 1238 nucleotides long. RefSeq lists its product as uncharacterized. Lineage: Eukaryota; Metazoa; Arthropoda; Insecta; Lepidoptera; Tortricidae. The record is from RefSeq and is a predicted model, not a curated record. Gene Ontology annotation, molecular function: growth factor activity; Toll binding. Bases 100 to 750 code for a protein of 216 amino acids. The transcript is spliced from 6 exons. Gene Ontology annotation, cellular component: extracellular region. Gene Ontology annotation, biological process: innate immune response; central nervous system formation.